Armigeres subalbatus is the source of this 954-nucleotide messenger RNA. Its product is annotated as RNA-binding protein squid-like. Gene Ontology annotation, biological process: regulation of gene expression. Gene Ontology annotation, molecular function: RNA binding. NCBI's taxonomy places the organism in Eukaryota, Metazoa, Arthropoda, Insecta, Diptera, Culicidae. Gene Ontology annotation, cellular component: chromatin; nucleoplasm. Bases 87 to 881 code for a protein of 264 amino acids. The transcript has a single exon. The record is from RefSeq and is a predicted model, not a curated record.
CAGAUUGACAGAGUUCACAAAGUGUAAUCAGUUGUACUGUACAUAUUCGUUAAUAUUUUAUAUCUUUUGAAUUGUCUCGAACAGAAAUGGCAGAACAAAGUCAAAUUGUGAACCACGAGGAUGGACCCACCAACGGCAAUUUUACCCCCAACGAUGACAGGAAAAUUUUUGUUGGUGGCCUAAGUAUGGAAACCACCGAAGAAGAUCUGCGCACUUACUUCGGGCAGUUUGGCGAAAUCGAAAGUGUCAACAUCAAGACCGACUCGCAGACGGGCCGUCCACGUGGCUUUGCGUUCAUCAUUUUCGUCAGUGGCGAUUCGCUCGAUAAGCUUCUGGCGUCGGAAGACCACACCAUUAAUGGUAAGAAAGUUGACGCGAAAAAGGCCAAAGCCAAGCAGGGUAAGAUUUUUGUCGGUGGCUUGAGUCCGGAAACCAGCGAUGAGGAAGUGAAAUCGUUCUUCGACCAGUUCGGAACGGUGGUGGAAGUGGAGAUACCCUUCGAUAAGACAAGAAACCAGAGGAAGGGUUUCUGCUUCAUUACGUAUGAUUCGGAAGCAGUGGUGAGGGAGCUGUUGAAAACGCCCAAGCAGAUGCUGGGAGGUAAGGAAGUGGACGUGAAACGAGCGGUAUCCAAGCAGAAUAAUAUGGGUGGACCGAUGCGAGGAGGUCAUGGAGGCAACUUUGGCGGUUCCAGACAAGGUUGGGGUAAUGGACAAGAAUUCGGCGGCGGAUACAACCAGGGCGGCUUUGGAGGAGGAUUUGGAGGUGGGUAUGGAGGCUACGGUAGUUAUGAUAAUUCUGGUUAUGGUGGCGGUGGCUACCAAGGUGGAAUGCAGCGCGGUGGCGGAGGAAACUGGCAGUAUCAGCAGAGACCAUACUGAAUGGUUUCUUGAAAUAAUUAUUCGAAAAAAUUGUACUUAGUAUGUAAGAUAAUAAUACAAUUUUGAAAUGAAA